UGCAGGACUGGAUCCAGAUGAAACCAUGAUAGAUACCUGAUAAGCGCCAACCUGGUGCGGGGUGUGCAUGGAGAGGGGUAACUUUGUACAACCCCCAAGAUAAAAGCCUCCUUACUUGAACAGGACUUCACGCUCAAACUACAAUAUUUAUUUCAUUCCAGGCAAAAUCCAAGAGGCACAUAGCAGCAUUCGAUUACAAUGGCCGACAUUGAGUAUCUAAAGGGUCUCGAGGCGGUGCGCGAGAGAGCUCACCUGGUCCUAGGAGCGGCCGAGAAAAACGAACUCUCCCACUUUGAUUAUGAUGCUUCAAAGAUGUCCGAAGUGGCAGAAUUCGUUGCUCGUGUGAUUGAACGAGACUUUGGCCCGGACCGAUACGACCAGAUUCCUCCGCACGGAAGGUGGCAACACUUUGACGUUGGCGGUCUUGCUCGGGUUGGCGGCUUGAUCAAACAAUGGAAGCUCAAGGGACUGGACCGGCUCGAGACGACACGUCGAUUGAUAGAUCUUUUCUUCGUCGCGGUCUUGCUGGACGCUGGAGCAGGAGAUGUCUGGAAAUUCGCGGAGCCGGGUACUGAUCGGGCAUAUGGCAGAAGUGAGGGUAUCGCCGUUGCGUCACUAUACAUGUUCAAAGCUGGAGCAUUCUCAAGCAAUCGGGGGAACGAUGUUGAAUUGGUCGAUGGGAGCGCUUUGAUGGCUCUUGAUGUUGCGAGCUUCGAGCAGCAUUUUCAAAUCACAGAGAACAAUCCCCUUGUCGGAGCCACCUCUCGUGUCAGCUUGUUGAAGAGCGUGGGCAAGUCCCUUCUGAGUCUCCCAGGAUUCUUCGGAGGAAAUGGUCGGCCAGGGAAUCUCGUCGACUACUUGGUUGAACAGGCGGCUGGAUCCAAGGAAUUAGACUUCACCGCACUCUGGACUAUCUUGCAAGCAACACUACUUCCAGCUUGGCCCAGAAACCGCACAAGAAUUGGUGAAAUUCCCAUCGGCGAUGCCUGGCCUCUGGAGGUCCUAUCGAAGCUGAAUGCCGAAAAAGAAAGCGGAACCGUGUAUCGAACACUACACAUUGCACCUUUCCACAAGCUGACACAAUGGCUCGCCUACUCACUAACGGUCCCUUUUAUGCGUGUCCUCGAUAUGCAAUGGAAGAACUUGGAGAAGGGAACGGGGCUUCCGGAAUAUCGCAACGGAGGCCUAUUUGUUGACCUGGGUGUUCUCAAGCUCAAGGAAGAAGCAUUAAAGGCUGGAUUAGCUGCCUCGCAAAAAGAGCUUCCAAGCUAUGAGGCUACCAGUGAUGUGAUAGUGGAGUGGCGAGCAAUGACUGUAGCUCUGCUUGAUAAGCUGCAUGAGCUUCUCGGGGCUCAUUUCGCUAGUCAGGGGGUCAAGUUGACUAUGCCACAAAUGCUGGAGGCUGGUUCUUGGAAAGCAGGUCGAGAGUUGGCGGCGAAGUUCCGCCCCGAUACUAAGUCGAGUCCUAUACUGAUAGAAGGGGAUGGCACUCUCUUCUAGAUGAUCCUGACAAGGUCCCCCUAUCACCCUAUCAAUCAUAUACAAUUAAAAGAAUAAUGAAAUAUUUCGGUCAUGGAGA
This is a messenger RNA of Penicillium brasilianum, 1579 nucleotides long. NCBI's taxonomy places the organism in Eukaryota, Fungi, Ascomycota, Eurotiomycetes, Eurotiales, Aspergillaceae. The record is from the annotation of a GenBank genome assembly.